Molecule: messenger RNA, 1041 nt
Organism: Arxiozyma heterogenica
Lineage: Eukaryota; Fungi; Ascomycota; Saccharomycetes; Saccharomycetales; Saccharomycetaceae
Gene: HST2
Product: histone deacetylase HST2
Exons: 1
Coding region: 1-1041 (346 amino acids)
Cellular component (GO): nucleus
Molecular function (GO): NAD+ binding; histone deacetylase activity, NAD-dependent
Source: RefSeq, a predicted model, not a curated record
AUGGUGGAAUCAGGCGAUAUAAAGAAGACAAAUCUAGAUGUCAUCUAUAGGAUUGUCAAAUUUAUUAAUAAUAAUCCAAAGAGUAAAAUCAUUUUUAUGGUAGGUGCUGGAAUAUCUACCUCCUGUGGGAUCCCUGAUUUCAGAUCCCCUAAGACAGGUCUUUAUCAUAACUUAUCUAAAUUGAAUUUACCAUACGCAGAAGCUGUAUUUGAUAUUGAUUUUUUUAAAGAAAAUCCCAAGCCUUUCUACACGCUAGCACAAGAAUUGUACCCAGGUAAAUUUAAGCCAUCAAAGUUUCAUUUCUUAAUGAAGUUGUUUGAAGAAAAAGGACAUUUACAAAGAAUUUAUACUCAAAAUAUCGAUACUUUAGAAAGGCAAGCAGGUAUCAAUCCAAAAUAUAUUAUUGAAGCUCAUGGGAGUUUUGCUGCGAAUCACUGUACCAAAUGUAACAAACACUUCAAGAUGGAAUAUUUCAAGUCAAAAUUGUCAACUAAGAAAAUAACGGAUGGUGGUGUAGAAUUUGAUUACGCUAAAUGUGAUGAAUGUCAAGGGUUGGUUAAACCAAAUAUCGUGUUCUUUGGAGAAAAUUUACCUAAAAGAUUUUUUAAUACUUGGGAUCAAGAUUUGGAAAAAUUAGAAAGUCAAUCUGAUAGUAGUAAAAGUGACGAUUAUAUGAUUGUUGUGGCAGGAACAUCUCUUGAAGUUUAUCCAUUUGCCAGUCUUCCAAUAGAAGUCCCUGGUACUGUCUCACGAUGUUUGAUUAAUUUAGAUAUUGUUGGAGAUUUCAAAGAUAAUCCACGAGACAAAGAUUUAGUGUUUCAAGGUACAUGUGAUAAAGCAUCCCAAUUAAUUGUAUCAAAGUUAGGUUGGGAAGAAGAUUUAAAGAAAAUUUAUGAAAAUUUCGAAAUAGAAACAAUUACUUUAAAUACAGAAAUGUCUAAGAUUGUAUCAGAAAUGAAGAAUUUGCAAUUAUGUGAGAUUGAUUUUGAUAAAACUAAUAUCUUAGAUAACAAGCAAGAAGAGAAGAAAGAGAAAACCUAG